This is a messenger RNA of Oncorhynchus tshawytscha (Chinook salmon), 2291 nucleotides long. RefSeq names its product CUGBP Elav-like family member 2. Gene Ontology annotation, molecular function: mRNA 3'-UTR binding. Bases 351 to 1988 code for a protein of 545 amino acids. The transcript has 15 exons. Gene Ontology annotation, biological process: regulation of alternative mRNA splicing, via spliceosome; mRNA splice site recognition. The record is from RefSeq and is a predicted model, not a curated record. Lineage: Eukaryota; Metazoa; Chordata; Actinopteri; Salmoniformes; Salmonidae. Gene Ontology annotation, cellular component: cytoplasm; nucleus; ribonucleoprotein complex.
AAUGGUUAAAGAUUAGCUCCAGCGCGGGGCCGCAACGCCUCCCGACCCGGCACCUGCAUUCCACAGCCCGACAGUUUCCUGAGCAGAGCGGAUUUUCAGAUAGGAUUAGAUAGAAAAAAACGAACUAAUGUGGGUGAAGAAGAGGAUGUGACAACUGCCGAGUGUGUGUCUACUGCCUUGGGGAGGCCCUGGCACUUGCACCUGCCCCUCUCCGUCUCCGCGGCCAGGCGCAGUUGUCGAACUGGGAGAGCUGAGAGAGCAGAGCGACGCACUGUAUACUUGCCAGGCAGAGCAGAGAGGAGAGCGCGGAUCCUCAGCCUGUACACGGAGGGACACAGAACCAGGGCAACAUGACUUCAUCCUACAAUCUGGAUUUCCUGCCCGAUAUGAUGGUGGAGAGCCGCUUGCUGGUUCCGGGCGAUAGAAUUAACGGCACGGCCGGGAAGAUGAACGGUGCGUUGGAGCAUUCGGACCAGCCCGACCCAGAUGCCAUCAAGAUGUUCGUGGGCCAGAUCCCUCGCUCCUGGUCAGAGAAGGAGCUGAAGGAGCUGUUUGAGCCCUACGGCGCUGUCUAUCAGAUCAACAUCCUCCGAGACCGCAGCCAGAACCCUCCACAGAGCAAAGGGUGCUGUUUUGUCACGUUUUACACACGGAAAGCUGCCCUUGAAGCCCAGAACGCACUGCAUAACAUAAAGACCUUAACAGGGAUGCACCAUCCCAUUCAGAUGAAGCCUGCAGACAGUGAGAAAUCAAACGCGGUGGAGGACAGGAAGCUGUUCAUCGGCAUGGUGUCGAAGAAGUGCAAUGAGAACGACAUCCGAGUCAUGUUCUCUGCGUUCGGACAGAUCGAGGAGUGCCGGAUCUUGCGAGGGCCCGACGGUCUCAGCAGAGGCCUCAGCCAGCGGGAAGCCAACGUUAAGGGAUGUGCGUUUGUCACGUUUUCUACCAGGGCUAUGGCACAGAAUGCAAUCAAAGCCAUGCACCAGUCUCAGACUAUGGAGGGCUGCUCGUCUCCCAUCGUGGUGAAGUUUGCCGACACGCAGAAGGACAAGGAGCAGCGGCGCCUGCAGCAGCAGCUGGCUCAGCAGAUGCAGCAGCUCAACAACGCCACCACCUGGGGGAGUCUGACAGGGCUGGGCGGCCUCACCCCGCAGUAUCUGGCUGUAAGAGGACACGCCGCGUCGCCCACCCCUUACUGCAGCCCCGCAGCCAACGCAUCCGUCGCCGCCGCAUUGCUCCAGCAGGCCACCUCCUCCAGUAACCUUGGAGCCUUCAGUGGUAUCCAACAGAUGGCAGGUAUGAGUGCUCUGCAGUUGCAGAACCUGGCCACUUUAGCAGCGGCGGCAGCGGCGGCCCAAAACUCAGCCGGCCCCAACGCAAACCCCCUGUCCUCCAACGUGGCCUCCCUCGGAGCGCUGGCCAGCCCAGCCAACUCCUCGGGCAUGAACUCUCUGACCUCUCUGGGCACUCUGCAGGGCCUGGCUGGCGCCACCAUGGGUCUGAACAACAUUAAUGCACUAGCAGGUAGCGUCAACAGUAUGGCGGCCCUGAACGGAGGCCUGGGCGGCGCGGGGCUGACCAACGGCACGGCGGGCACCAUGGACGCGCUCACACAGGCCUACUCAGGGAUCCAGCAGUAUGCAGCCGCAGCCCUGCCCACCCUCUACAGCCAGUCCCUGCUGCAGCAGCAAGGUGCCGCCGGCAGCCAGAAAGAGGGGCCUGAAGGUGCCAACCUGUUCAUCUACCACCUGCCCCAGGAGUUUGGGGACCAGGACAUCCUGCAGAUGUUCAUGCCUUUUGGAAACGUGGUCUCUGCCAAAGUCUUCAUUGACAAACAGACAAACCUGAGCAAGUGCUUCGGCUUCGUCAGCUAUGACAAUCCCGUGUCGGCGCAGGCAGCCAUCCAGGCCAUGAAUGGCUUCCAGAUCGGCAUGAAGAGGCUGAAGGUGCAGCUCAAGCGCUCCAAGAACGACAGCAAACCAUACUGAUCUUAGCACUAGGGCCUAUCUGCUCCCAUGUUACCACUGCUAGGAACCCAUCUCCAUGCCUGUUAGCUCAUCGUUUGCCUAGCAUGUCUCUGUGGCCUGGCGUCCAAAAACCAAAAAAAAUACAAAAAAGUCUCAUCGUCCCGUCAUUGUUUUCUGAUGUCUUUUCUGAGCUCACCUGAUCAUAACCUGGUCUCCGCCUACUGACCUUUUGAACUUAGCUUGACCUUUUUUGGACUUUUUUUGCAUGUGACCUCAUGUUCUAUUUUGGGGAGGUGGGGUGGAUGGGGUACAUUGUGGAUGAAG